UCCUCUCACCCCUGCUGAGAGUCUGAGAGUCAAGCUGUGGGCUGUGAGGAAAUGGACUCUUGGCUCAGUGCUCAGUACUCGGGCUUUUGUGCAGUGCAGACAGCUCACGCUGACCCCCUGGUCCUUGUUUUCUGGUUGCAGCCCCGUGAACCCAGGCGAUUGCUGACCCCGGACCCAUCUGCUCGCUAGGGAGGACCGCCUCCCUUCCUGUGCAGCAAGAUGCCAAUCCUCAAGCAGCUGGUGUCGAGCUCCGUGCACUCCAAGCGCCGCUCCCGCGUGGACCUCACCGCCGAGAUGAUCAGCGCCCCGCUGGGCGACUUCCGCCACACCAUGCACGUGGGCCGCGCCGGGGACGCCUUCGGUGAUACCUCCUUCCUCAACAGCAAGACGGGUGAGCCGGACGGGGAAUCUCUGGACGAACAGGCCUCCUCGACGUCCUCCAAGCGCAGCCUCCUGUCGCGGAAGUUCCGUGGCAGCAAGCGGUCCCAGUCGGUGACCCGGGGGGACCGGGAGCAGAGGGACAUGCUGGGCUCCCUGCGGGACUCGGCCCUCUUCGUCAAGAACGCCAUGUCCCUUCCCCAGCUCAAUGAGAAGGAGGCAGCCGAGAAGGGCUCCGGCAAACUGCCCAAGAGCCUUUCAUCCAGCCCUGUGAAAAAGGCGCUCGCUGGGGAGGGCUGUGCGGAGGGGGAAGCGGAGGUAGACACCGGGGAAGGGGGUCUCCGGCGGAACGGGGCCACUGGCCCGACCUCCCCUGACCCCCUGCUGGACGAGCAGGCCUUCGGGGACCUCACCGAUCUGCCUGUGGUGCCCAAAGCCAGCUACGGGCUGAAACAUGCCGAGUCCAUCAUGUCGUUCCACAUCGACCUGGGGCCCUCCAUGCUGGGCGACGUCCUGAGCAUCAUGGACAAAGAGGAGUGGGACCCAGAAGAGGAAGAGGAUGGCGGUUACCGUGACGAUGAUGAGGGCCCCGGCAGUGUCAGCCGGGCCCUGGCCUCCGCCACAGCAGCCCCUGCCUUGGUGAGGCAGGAAGGAGGCAAAGCUGGCCCGGACGUGCCCUCCCACACUCUGCAGGAUGAGGGCUGGGCAGUGGCAGCGGCGGCUCCCAGCCCUGGCUCGGCCCGCAGCGUGGGCAGCCACACCACGAGGGACAGCAGCUCCCUCUCCAGCUGCACCUCCGGCGUCCUGGAGGAGCGAAGCCCUGCCUUCCGGGGCCCCGAUCGAGCCCGGGUCACUCUGCCCAGGCAGCCGGACAAGGAGUUCUCCUUCAUGGACGACGAGGAGGAAGAGGAUGAGAUCCGUGUGUGAGGCAGGGCUGGGGAGGGCGACAGGUGGCUGUUGUGCCCCUCAGCUGUGUCUUCUCCCUGGCCGCGUCCCCUGCCACCUCUGACCUUACGUGCAUGGACAGCCGAGAACCUGGCUUUGGACCACAGGCCCUGGACCUCGUGGAGGAGGGAGCAGCAGCAGCGGCCGAAAGGGUUUGGGAAGACUUGAGCUCGAGUGGGUGCCGUCUGCCAGCCCGACUUCCUUCUGCCCUGCCUUCCCCUAGCUGCCCUGGCCCCGGGGGGCUGUGUUCUUGCAGCUGGAUUCAAUUUUCCUUCCUGGGGCUUCUUCCCCACCACUGGGCCCCAAAUGGCUGCCAGAUGUCUGCCCGAGUUCCUGCCACAUGCAGCCGUUGCUGAUCAGCCUUGUUCUCUGGGCUUCUCCGCCGUGAUCGGUGGUGGCUGGGGGAGAAUGUGGCCCUCGACUCACUUCCAUUCCUGGCUCCUGUCCUGGACGUGGGGGCCCCCUUACAAUUCUGCUCCCCCUCAGAGGACGGCCGGCCAUGAACACUACACAAAGCUCCUUGCAGAGGGAAGAGACCCUGAUGGGAGCAGAAGGAGGCCCCACUCUCCGUUCCGGGCUGCGUGAAUCUUCUAGAAGGGGGCCUUCAGAGGUGACACUGUGGACAGGGAGCGGGCAGUGCCCUGUGGAUUGGUUGGUUCUUUAUGAUUCUACAGCAAUAGCAUGGGAAGCGGAACCUGUCCUGCCGCUGCUGGAAGGAACAGCCGAAUCCAUUUAGCAAGGCUUUAUUCAAGGUCUCCUGACAGUUCCCAGUGAAUACGAGUGGACUUACUGUGCCAGAGAAGCCAGCUCACCUGUGUCGCAGUGCUUCCAAAACUUAGAGCCGCAUAGGGCAGGGGGCCCUGCCCCAGUAGCUAUUAACACCUGGAAGAGGCCAGUGUAGGAAGUUUCUGGAAACUGAUUUUUUUUUUUUUUUAAUAAUGCACCCUGGGUUGGGGGGAGGGUGCUGGGGGUGUGUUUUGGCUGUGCUGUUUCCUUGCCCAUCCAUACACAUGCGUGCGCGCGCGCACACACACACACACACACACACACACACACACUACUUCCCCUUCCGUUCUCAGUUCUUCCCCGCUCCAACUUCAGAGGCCAAGGCCCUCAGGGAGGCCCUGCCAGAUUUAGCAAAAGCAAAACAACAAAGAAUGUGGAGUUAAAAUCUGAGCUUCAGGUAAACACACAAUUCCAUUUUUGUAAUACCUGGAAGUUGUCCCUUGUUCUAAAAUUCAGGUUGCACACGCAAGAGCGAGAGAGAGAAAGCAUUGAAGAGAAACUCGAGUGGGCCCCCUCGGAAGGGCGCAGUGAUAGCUGGUAUUUUUCUUUCCUGGGAACAGACUGACCCAAUUUCUCCCACUCUCCCUGCUUGGGUCUUCAUGUAGCCAGCGGAAGGGGGAGAGGCAAGAGACGGAAGUAAUUACGGCAAGGGGGUCCUGGGCUGAUGGGGGUGGGAAUGCAGGCUGCAGCCUGGGGUCCCCCAUUGCUUACCAGGCCACGCUGCUGAGACACUAACUCCAUUGGUGCCCUGUGCCUGCAGGUGCACUCUGCCAUAGUUUAGCUCCCACAGUGGGGUGGGGGGAAGGGAAGAACCCAGGGGUCUCCUUAGCUUCUCCCUCCUUACCACCAGCUGCCUUUGAAAUCCC
This is a messenger RNA of Ochotona curzoniae (black-lipped pika), 2975 nucleotides long. It is a transcript of the gene CDC42EP4, whose product is annotated as CDC42 effector protein 4. The record is from RefSeq and is a predicted model, not a curated record. The transcript has a single exon. Lineage: Eukaryota; Metazoa; Chordata; Mammalia; Lagomorpha; Ochotonidae. The coding region runs from base 220 to 1305 and encodes 361 amino acids.